GAAGAGGAAAGCGAAUUCCCCCAGAAAAUAAAAAAAAAUCCGCGGAUAUGCCGAAGACCUCCUCGUCGCCUUCCCCCACCGUCGCCCCAAUGAAUCCCCUCCUCCCCUCCUCCUCCUCCUCCUCCUCCUACCUCAAAUCCCACCACCCGCCGGACCCGGACCCCGGCUCCCCGAGCCCCAGCCCCUGCAGCUACCUCCUCCACGUCGACGCCGACGACGAGGCGCUGAUCCAAAUCCCCGGCGGCCCGAACCCUAGCCCGGGGGGCCCCGCCGCCGCCUCGCCCGCGCUGCCGCCCGUCGACCCGACGCCGCACAUCUCCUCGCAGUUCUACACCUUCACCGCCGCCUCGCACGCGCUCAUGCUGCGCUGCAUCCUCGCCGGCCGCCCCGCCGUCGCCGAGGAGGUCCGCGCCGCCACCUCCCCCUCCGUGCUCGCCUCCUGGCGGGCGGUCUGGAAGGACCGCAACGAGGACACCGCCUACCUCACCGCGUGGAAGCGCAUCCAGGACAAGCUCGCCGCCUCGGCCGACGGCCGCCACCUCCACUUCAAGUCCAACCCCGCGCAGCGCGUCUCCCAUGUCGGCCAGUGGCUGGACAUAGUCUCGGAGGCGCACGCGGACCCGGACCUGCUCCGCCACCUCGGCCUCAAGGACACCGUCGAGCGUAUCCGGCAGGCCUGGACUGUGGGAGCCAAAUUCUAUGGUAUUCCCGAAUCAUUUGUCAGGGUAUGUGUUGCUGCGUGCCCUGUUUGUAAGGCUGCACCUGCUGGACAGCCUGAUUCUGCCAUCUCAUCGCCAGGACGUGGUAAGCGGCGCCGCAGGUUUGAAUAUACGGAGACGCUGGAUGUGCCGGCACGAGACGUGCCACGCCGGCUACAGCAGCUGGCUGCCAAGCACAAGGUGGUCCUCUGUAUUAGGCAGAAGUAUAUAAGGUAUAAGCCAUUCAUGGCCGAGGUGAAGGAUUAUGCAUGCCAUCGUGCUGGAGUGCCAACUUCAAGUAGUGGGAAUACUGUGUCCUCUUCAGCCAGCGCCUCUGAGGCGAAGAAGCCACGGGGGCUGAAGCGGGAGCCAUACCAAUCCAAGAGGUGUGGCUGUGGGUUCCGUAUCAGGGCUAUUGUGCCCAUAGCCAAUUAUAAUGAGAAAGACAAGAGUUUUGUAUAUCAAGAAGAGGGCACUGCAGUGUUCAAGCUUUACGCCGUGCACUCAGGGCAUGAGCCCGGGCCACUUGAUGGCAGUGCUCGGAUUGUUCACAGGUUAGUUGGGCAUCAGGGGACAUUUGAGUUUGAUCCAGACAUAUAUGAUGUCAAUGAGGAAGGUGAGCCUAGCUUUUCGAUUAAGGGGGAUGUAGAUGUUGACAUUGAUGACUCGCAUCAGGCAGUCUUGCAGCAAGUCCGGGAGCUCAGAGCAGAGGUGGUCUCCCUAGAAGGGAAGGUGGCUAAGAUGCACCCAGAGCUAUUGGGUUCUCUUUCCAAUGAGCUAUCUGAGGUGUUGCACAGGAUUAGGAAGUUUAAUUUGGAUGGCAACACUUACCAGCCAGAGGAGACAUUGAUGAUGGGCAAUGAGGUCGGGGGAUGGGCGACUGGUGAUGUGUCGCACCACUUAGAUCAUCACGAUGGUGCAUUCUGCAAGGAGGAUGACAUGCUUGAUGACGAUGAUACUGAUUUUGGUUCGAGCCUUGGGCCCAUCGUCUCAUGGGAUAGAAUGGCAGCAGAGUGCGAGGACAGGAAGAUGCUAAUGGGUGAUAGCCCAAAGUGUGAUAAGUGGAUGCUGAAGGAGAAUGUUGGUGACUUUGAUGAAAAGAGUAUACUUAACUGUGGGGAUGAAGAUGGUGGCGAGGAUUCCAAGAUUAUUAAGCCAUUGAUGCAUGAUGACACCAUGGUAACUGACUCAAGUUUGUUAGGCAUACAAAUAGACGGAUUCUACUCUGGGCCCAAGUGGUAUGAUUCACCUGUAGGUUUAGAUUCCAGUGGCGAUGCAGGAGAUGUCAGUUUUAGACAUGGACUUGUGUGAGAUUUGUGAUUCACCCCUGAUUCCAGGAAGGUCUUGUAAAUUCUGUAUGCUAGAAUGUCAUAAGCUUGCACCAAUUUAAUGUAGUGUUUGUAGGUGGAGCUUCAAAGUAACCUAUCUUCCCUGAUAUAUACAGGCUGAUUAAUCAAUUCAACCUUCUUAACUUGUCUA
Triticum urartu is the source of this 2177-nucleotide messenger RNA. RefSeq lists its product as uncharacterized. NCBI's taxonomy places the organism in Eukaryota, Viridiplantae, Streptophyta, Magnoliopsida, Poales, Poaceae. The record is from RefSeq and is a predicted model, not a curated record.